Molecule: messenger RNA, 1404 nt
Organism: Boeremia exigua
Lineage: Eukaryota; Fungi; Ascomycota; Dothideomycetes; Pleosporales; Didymellaceae
Product: major facilitator superfamily domain-containing protein
Exons: 3
Coding region: 1-1404 (467 amino acids)
Biological process (GO): transmembrane transport
Molecular function (GO): transmembrane transporter activity
Source: RefSeq, a predicted model, not a curated record
AUGACUUUCUCGUCACAAUUCUCAGCAAUCAGAAGCUCGAAAGCGUUCAUUCUCUUUACUGUCUGUACAGCAUGUUUGACGGAUGGCUUCACAUAUGGGCUCGUCGCGCCAGUCAUUCCGUUCCUCUUGCAGGAUGAGAACUUAGUUGCUGAGAAGAAUGUCCAGAUCUCCACGUCGCUACUCAUAGCAGCCUUCUCAAUUGCAGACUUCUUCGGGGCACCUUGCUGCGCAUGGUAUGUUGACAGAGCGAAGUCUCGCCGUGUCCCAUGGUAUCUCGGCAUUGUUCUCAUUACAAUGGGGAGUUUCUUGUUCGGCUUCUCCAACAACAUCGCCAUGCUAGUCUGCAGUCGCGUCCUUCACGGGCUUUCGUCAUCCAUCCUGUACACCGUGGGUCUAGCCGUACUUGUGGACACUGUUGGCAAGGAUGAAGUUGGCCAAUGGAUGGGCACCGCCAUGAGCUGCAACAACAUCGGCAUGAUCAUAAGCCCUAUGCUAGGCGGCAUUGUGUAUGAUAAGUCAGGCAAGCUCGCCGUGUUCGCCAUCAUGAUCAGUCUCGGUGCCUUCGACAUCAUACUGCGUCUGCUGAUGAACGAACCGCCGAAGAAGCUGCCAUCAGUGACCGUCAUCAGGGAACUGGAAAGCGCUCACAGCGAUGAGAAGUCGAAAUCCAAUGCCAGCCCUGUCAUUGUCUCAACUUCGUCCAUCUCCGACAGCGACACAGCCAGCACCUCCCAGCCCUCCAUAAAGCAAAUCCCCACCGGCCGCCUUCCAGGCAUCUUCACGUUAAUACGCUCGCCCCGCCUCCUCGCCGCCAUGUACGGCAUCUUCAUCAACGAAUGUCUCGUCGCCUCCCUGUGCGCCAUCCUACCGCUCUUCGUCCACUCAACAUUCUCCUGGACUGCGCUCCCCGCCGGUCUGCUCUUCCUCACCAUCGCGAUCCCCGCGUUCGCAGGUCCACUCGCAGGCUGGCUCAGCGACCGCUUCGGCGCUCGCUGGGUCGCAGUCCCCGGGUUCUGCGCCGCGACUCCGCUGCUGGUGCUGCUGCGUCUGGCAGACCACGACACAUUGCAGCAGAAGAUCCUGCUGUGCGCGUUACUCACGUGUGUGGGCGGCAGUUUGAUUUUCUUCCUCGCGCCGCUGGGCGCGGAGUGCUCGUUUGUUGCGGAGGAUGUGAGUGCGCUGUCAGGGCUGGAUUUGUACGCGAGUAGUUUCAGUUUGAUGAACUGUGCGCUUGCGGCGGCGGGGUUACUGGGGCCGUUGGCGGCGGGCGGGUUGAUGGAUGGCGCGGGGUGGGAGUGGACGACGGUGGCGAUGGGGGUGUUUUGUGCGACUGGGGUGGUGCCUUGUGUGCUUGCUAGUGGAGGGAGGAGGAGGAAUGUGGUAGAUGAUGAUCAAAUUGCGUAG